AUGGACGCGACAGGAGAAAACCAAAAUGAGGUGGUCAAAGACGGAAAGGUGAUCAGAGCAAGGCAAAUCAAAAACAGGUAUGAGGAUAUUACAACUGUUAUUUGGGACGCGGACAUACAGGGCUACCACUGCCAAGGCCUGGUGAACUACGAUGGGAAGGGCCAGGUUAGACCGAACAUGCACAGUCACUUUCCGGUUUUUCUCUGGCCAGGACGGGCCUUCUUCGACUGUAGCACUGAGGAGGUCAAGAAUAAAAUCCCGAUCUACGUCAAGUUGGCAGACAGCGUUGCGUACGUGGUGUGCAAAAUCUACACUGCCGGAGAACGCUUUGAGGCAUUUCCGGGUGACUUCGAUGCGAACGGCGACCCGAGACCUAGCCGGGGAAGAUGGGGAGCAGGACCUAGAGUGGUGUACGGAGGUGUUGAAUACUACCCAUGCUUUGGCCGAAACUACGUCUUCUGCGGUGAUGACUACGUUGCGGUAAACGCGAUACCAAAAAGCGGCAACUCAAAGGUCAUCAAGAAGCUCUCUGGUCAGGACCUCAGCACCCUCUCGAUAGGGGCCUUCCAAGUUCCACGGGGAAAUCGACACAUCAUACCUGACCUGCGGUUCGAACGAAAGUCUCUGGGGGAAAGCGACAACAAGGAGGCGACACCAGAACCAAACGAGCAGGAAGCUACAUGCUGGGAGAUAGCCGAGUUCAGGAAUGCCACGGUACAUGAAAUCUGGUUGGCAAGAGAUGCUGUCACCGAUCAGGUGAAGCCGAGCGCUGGGACAGGCCUGAGCGCCAAUCAACCUGAUCAGCGCCUUCCGCGGACACGGUCUGAAAAAUUGAAACAAAGCACCCUGGGAAGAGGUCCUGGAUUGCCAAUUGAAUUGCAGAGCUCUCCCGGCCCAGUCUCAACCACGCAAACAUCUCCCACAAGUACACCAGAACCGGUUAAAGUCAGCAGAUCUACUGAACCAACCACUACCCGGCAGGUACAGGAGCCAGCCAAAGACCAAGACGGAAAGUCGUCUCAAGUACCGGUCUUGACGAUGCCAGGAGGCGACUACGCGAGGAACCAACAGGAAAUUGCUGUACGAGCAUUUCAUGUUCUCGCUGGGACUAUAGAGACAACCGAGCAGCACCUCGUCAACCUAAAGACCCUAGCGGAACAGCUGAUCAGAUCGCAACCUAUCGUUACAUUGGCCGGUAAUUCUCUUAACCUUGCUGACAACCUAAUCAAGCACGGCAACUACCAACAGGUCAUGAACAUCAUAGACGCCUUGCACCACGACAUGGCGGCAGUGAGAUGGCUACCAGGUUCAGACACGACUAGAGACACUCUCGGACAGAAAAUUAUGGCUAUGGAAUCGACUGUCGAAGAGGAAAUGGCGAAACUGGCAGAAGACCGCAAAGCGAGCAGAAAAGCGCACAAACACACUGAGGCCUUGGUCAGAAUAAGCAAGCCGUGGCGAAAAUUCGUAUUGGCACCCAUGGUAGACGGUCAGGUGGAUGGGGCAAAAGCGAAGGCGCUGGCGGCAACCGGACCAUUCUACGGCGAAGAUGGAGCUCCCUGGAACAUCACAAGGAUUCUGAAGAACCCGGACAACCCAGAGUCGGGUCCGUUUGGUCAGUUUGUCUUCUGCAAGCGGGGAACCGACGGGGAGUACGACAAGGAAGAUGCAAAGGACCAGCAGAAGAAGGGCCUUUUCUGGACCUGGGAUGGGAAACCAUUGCCAGCAGACAACGAACAGCGGAUCCUUGUGCCCUUCGACAAAUGGUCCGGACGAUACAUUUUGGCACUCGACCCAAUGCAGACCUACAAGGAACGUCAUUUUCAUAUGACCAACGAUUUCUUUUACACAGUAGAUGGCCUGAUGUAUCAACCACCACAGGACAAGCAAUAUGUGCCAUGGGACAUGGAGACACACGGACUCUCCAGGAUAAGGAAAGCACCAUAUGUCUAUGUCAGCCUUCUGACCACCGGAACCGGAAAUCAGAACCGAGGCGACCCCGACCUCGCCCAGGUCGACGCCGAGGUUAAGACAGGGCGAUUGUGGAACGCCGACGGAAAGCCAUGGGUCGACGAUGAUGAAGACGAGGAGCCCGCGGCAAAGAAGCUGAAGGUGUUCAACCUGGAGGAUAUUGAGGAUGUCAACAUUGACGAAUGA
Molecule: messenger RNA, 2157 nt
Organism: Cladophialophora carrionii CBS 160.54
Lineage: Eukaryota; Fungi; Ascomycota; Eurotiomycetes; Chaetothyriales; Herpotrichiellaceae
Exons: 1
Coding region: 1-2157 (718 amino acids)
Source: RefSeq, a predicted model, not a curated record